AUGGCAACUCAUCAUGCGGGGUCCACACGCACAUCACCACUCCACUACUCCAUCUUCUCCAACUUCUGUGUAUAAAUACGUUAUCAGUGCACCGUUCCUUACCCUGUUUGAGAACCCAAAGAAACAAUUAUAGUUUCUCACAAAUGGGUGCGAAGAACAAGAAAAAGAAUGAAGGAGAACAGAAGAAUGAAAAUGAUAAUAACAAGAAAAAGGACAAUGGAGGAAAUGAUAAUAUUACUGCGGUUUUGAAGGCUGAUUUGCACUGUGAUGGCUGCGCAUCCAAAUUCCUAAAAUGCAUUCGCUCUUUUGACGGUGUGAAGACUUUGACCAUUGAUGAAUCUCAGAAGAUUACGGUUACGGGGGAAUUCGAUCCGGCCAAACUCCGUGAAAAAGUAGAGGGGAAAACCCACAAAAAAGUGGAACUGAUUUCACCGGGACAGCCCAGAAAGAACGACAACAAUAAAGAGAAUGAAAAAGGCAAAGAAAAUGGAAAAGAAGACAAAAAUGCAAAGAAUAAAAGUGAAGACAAAAAAACCAAGGACAAGAAGCCGCCUGUGACGGCCGCGGUCAUGAAAGUGCACUUACACUGCGAGGGAUGCAUACAGAAAAUCCACAAGAUUGUGACCAAAACAAAGGGGUAUGAAGAUAUGAAAAUAGACAGACAGAAGGAUUUGGUGACAGUGAUUGGAGCAAUGGACAUGAAGGCUCUAGCUGAGACUCUCAAGAAGCAUUUGAAGAAAGAGGUUGAGAUUCUACCUCCCAAAAAGGAAGGCGGUGGCGGUGAUAAGGGGAAAGGUGGCGGCGGUGAAGAAGUUGGUGGGAAUAAGGGGAAAGGCGGUGGUAAGGGUAAGGAUGGUGGCGGUGAAGAAGGGGGUGGGGGAGAGAACAAGGUGCAGGUCCAAAUUGGGAAUCCAUAUCCGUAUAUGUACGCGCUGGGUCCAGUGGGGGACCAGUUUCAACACUAUUCACAUGUGUAUGGACCCUACCAUGCACCCCAAAUAUUUAGCGACGAGAAUCCAAAUGCGUGUAGUGUCAUGUGAGAGGAGGUGAGAGGUAAUUUGUACAUGAAGGAAGAAUAGAAUGGAUUAUCUUAUGUUGGUGGGUCGUUAAUUAGGUUUCUUUGUUUAAUGGAUUGUUAAGGUUUCAAAAGAGUUAAAUUAUGUUUUGCUCUUUCAUAAUUAUCGUUGUUUUUAUAUUA
Molecule: messenger RNA, 1198 nt
Organism: Olea europaea var. sylvestris
Lineage: Eukaryota; Viridiplantae; Streptophyta; Magnoliopsida; Lamiales; Oleaceae
Product: heavy metal-associated isoprenylated plant protein 3-like
Exons: 5
Coding region: 144-1040 (298 amino acids)
Molecular function (GO): metal ion binding
Source: RefSeq, a predicted model, not a curated record